AUGACACUGGCGAACUAUUUUCUUUUCGUUUCGAUAUUUUUUAAUGUCUACUGUUUGAAAUUGGCCGCAGAGAGACGAUGCGAAGAAAGUAGAGGAAGCAUUAGUAAAGCGGGUAUAAAUCAUCGUGCUAUGCAAGGACACAGCUUUAAAAAUUAUACGUCGUCGAAAGCGUACGACUGUCAUGUAAAAUGCUUUGAGGAGAAAUGUAAAUGCCAGGCGUACCAAAUAACACAAAAUCGAUGUGAGUUGCUGGAAGAAGACAGGUUUUCUGCUCCUGAAGACUUUCUGGAGGAAAAGGGAUACACGUACUACGAUAUGAAUAGAGAAUACGUCAACCAGGUAACCGUUGAAUCUAAUAUGUCUCCCACUUUGCUAAAGGUAGACAUGAGAGUAAUCAUUGCAUUUCGGCUUUCAUCAUUUUCCCCCAGUCAAAUAGUCAAUAAAACAGGUUCCAAUAUUUUAAUAGAUUAAAAUUGGCUUUGCACAGUUUUGAAAGGUUGAUGUUUUGAAAUACUGGUAAAUAAAUGCAUCUUAAUGAGAUAUUCUGUUUCCUUGUUGCUCUCUUUUAAGAUUGUGGUGAUUUAAACAGGGGCACCCAACGAGAAUAUAGUUCAAAACCACUUAAACAUAGCAUUGUUAAACGUAAUUUAGUAUUUAAAUGGUAGAUAUAGGGAUAUUUUUAUCCCCUAAAAAUUUGUCAUCUGUUCGGAUUUCCUAACUGAAAGUCUAUUGAUCCGAAAAUUAUAGGGAUCAAAACUUACCUUUUCGAUAAUUUCAGCCAGGUGACCUUUUUAGGGUAAAAAUCCGUUAAAAAUGGGCAAUUAUACCAUUUUUUAGAUAUUCGAAAAUCCAAGGAGAGGCAGCCAAGCAAGAAAUUUUACAACAAAUGUUCCGAAAAUUCUAGAUCUCAAAUCGUCUUCCGAACAGAUAUUUUUCGAAAAUUGACGUUGGGUGCCCCUGAUUUAAAGUCUUUCCCCUUAAAUUUCAGCAUCCUUCUUUCUUCCGAGACUAUGGUCUCUGGAUUGAAAUUAAGAAGUUUUGGUUACCCUUCCUCUUAUAGGUGCAGUCUGUUCGAAUCCUAACAAUUUUUCAUGGAUGAAAAAUAUCUGUAACUCAUUUCAAAUGGCCCCCGUGUUUCCUUUCCUAUUGCGAGACAAGAGGCUUGUUUACGCAAAACAAUAUGGAAGGAAAAACUAUCCUUCUUGAUUUGUCUUGUGCUCAACGCUCUAAGCACCGAGCUCUUUUCAAAACAUGCCCAUAUUGUUGACAGUUUAUAAGACAAGGAAUUUGGUUUAAGAGAGUAAAUAUUUCGGAGUUUGCUCGAAACUUAGCAAACCUAAAAGCGCAGCUCCAUUAAAAAAUAAGUAGGAAAUAUUCAUAAAGCACACUAUAAGAAGAGAGGUUCUAGCAAAUAACAUUAUUUUAUAAUGCAUAAAGAUAAUAAAUAUUUCAACAUGCACUUUUAACAUGCUCUCCCUUUGUACUAUAUAAGACAUGUGCAAAGAAGGCUGAAAAACAGCAACCACUCAUUAACCAGUGUUGUAUUCAGAAUCCAUGCGCCAAUGGAGGCACCUGCACUGAGCUAUUUAAAGACGCUAAAAACAAGUUCAACUGCACAUGUACUGUGGGAUAUUACGGCAGAUUUUGUCAAAAACGAAGUGCAACAUCAUGCAAAGAGCAACUACAGAAAAGCGGAGGAAAUCAAUCUGGAGUCUAUGAACUGUUUGACCCAGCGAAUAUGUCCAUGUACGAGGUCUUCUGUGAUGCCAUCUCUGAAAAAGGGUUCGUUUGGACUUUGAUUGAAUCUUUCAGCUUUCGAAAUAAUAAUGAAUUUGCGGACAAAGCAUUUUACAAAGACUUUCCGGUAAAUCAGGACGCCUUUUCAUGGAACAAGUUUCGUUUAUCUUUGCCGCGUAUGGAUGCCAUAGCAAACCGCUCAACGCACGUGCGAGCAACGUGCAAUUUUAACACUGACGAACUUAAAUACGGCGAUUACUUGAGGGCCAAGUUAACUGAUAUCGAUGUUAUGCGUUUGAAUUUUGAUGGGUGCAAGAAAUAUGAAUUUAUUAGCGUCCGAGGAUAUAACUGUACUAGCUGCACUGCUGACUUCGUCCAAAGGGAUAUUUACCAUGCGCACAUUGAUUCGUAUUAUAACGGUCAAGGCCCAGGGAUGAGAGGAUGUCAGUGUACCAGGAUAUCCGUAGGUGCAGUGAAGGGACUGACAGGCGAAGAUAACUUCGGAUGGUAUGGAACGGUUAAUAAGAAUCACAGUUGUGUAUCGAGCAGUGAUUCGACAACUCAGUGGUGGUUUGGAGUGCGUUACUAA
Messenger RNA from Porites lobata, 2326 nucleotides. The record is from the annotation of a GenBank genome assembly. Lineage: Eukaryota; Metazoa; Cnidaria; Anthozoa; Scleractinia; Poritidae.